AUGGCUCGAUUUAGGGAACAAGAAGCCUCCUCUUCCAGUUCUUCUCCCUCUCGAUGUUGUUAUCAUGUGUUCUUGAGUUUCAGAGGCGAAGACACUCGAAGGGCUUUUACCGACCAUCUCUACACAACCUUUGUGGAGAAAGGCUUUCCCACAUUCCGGGAUGAAGAAGAACUUGAGAGAGGAGAAGAUACUAAGCCAGCAUUUGAGAAAGCCAUCCAAUAG
This is a messenger RNA of Prunus armeniaca (apricot), 222 nucleotides long. NCBI's taxonomy places the organism in Eukaryota, Viridiplantae, Streptophyta, Magnoliopsida, Rosales, Rosaceae. The record is from the annotation of a GenBank genome assembly.